Prunus armeniaca (apricot) is the source of this 687-nucleotide messenger RNA. The record is from the annotation of a GenBank genome assembly. NCBI's taxonomy places the organism in Eukaryota, Viridiplantae, Streptophyta, Magnoliopsida, Rosales, Rosaceae.
AUGUAUGAGACAAAGAGGACGUUGAAUGCAUUGGGAUUGAAAUAUGAGAAGAUACAUGCAUGCUCUAAUGAUUGCAUUUUGUAUACGAAGAAGUAUCAUGAUUUGACAAGCUAUCCUAAAUGUGGCCUUUCAAGAUGGAAGGUGACAAAGAAGAACGUAGUGAAGAAAGGGGUCCCGACAAAGGUUUUACGGUACUUUCCUCCUAUCCCCAAGUUUAAACGUAUGUUUAAGUCCUUGGAAACAUCUAAAAGUUUAACUUGGCAUAAUGAAGCUCGAAUAAAGGAUGGUCGAUUGCAUCAUCCAGCUGAUUCUCCGUCGUGGAAGAUGAUUGAAUAUAAGUGGCUAGAUUUUGGGAGUGAGCCAAGAACCUUAGAGUUGUGCAUGAAGAGGAAGUUUAUGAUGUUAACAUUGUUAAUUUCUAGCCCUAAACAACCUGGCAAUGAUAUAGACAUCUACUUGGAACCAUUAGUUGAUGAUUUAGCAUUACUAUGGGAUGGGGUGGAGGGAGUCUAUGAUGCUUUCUGGCAAGAGUCAUUCACUUUAAGAGCUAUCCUUUUAUGGACAAUCAAUGAUUUUUCGACAUAUGGUAACUUGUCUGGGUGCACUAUGAAAGGGUAUUAUGCAUGUCCAAUAUGUGGUGACAAGACAUAUGUGGAAAGCCUGACGAAUGGGCCUGGGCUGCUGUAA